Messenger RNA from Eurypyga helias (sunbittern), 1035 nucleotides. RefSeq names its product suppressor of Ty 3 homolog (S. cerevisiae) (gene SUPT3H). The transcript is spliced from 10 exons. Gene Ontology annotation, biological process: transcription by RNA polymerase II. NCBI's taxonomy places the organism in Eukaryota, Metazoa, Chordata, Aves, Eurypygiformes, Eurypygidae. Gene Ontology annotation, molecular function: transcription coactivator activity. The record is from RefSeq and is a predicted model, not a curated record. The annotation marks the transcript as partial.
AUGGAUGCUCGGGUGCUUGGAGAUGGAUCGUUUCUUUGGCCUAUUUCAAGUCAUAGCAGCAUGGGAGCUCAGAUUAAUAAUAUACUUAUUCAGCCAGUGAUACUGAGUGAAACCAUUGCUAGCUUGCAGCAGGCAGCUGAAGUUUCUCAGCUGAGAGGAGCUCGAGUCAUCUCUGCUGAAGAUCUCCUGUUCUUAAUGCGUAAAGAUAAGAAGAAGCUUAGAAGGCUGCUUAAAUACAUGUUUUUUCGAGACUAUAAAUCUAAAAUUGUCAAAGGAAUAGAAGAGGACGACCUCCUUGAAGACAAAUUCAACAGUAAUAAUACCAACAAACGGCAGAAGCUUGCUCAAGACUUUCUCAACUCCAUUGACCAGACUGGAGAGCUCUUAGCCAUGUUUGAAGAUGAUGAGAUUGAUGAUAUCAAGCAAGAGCGGAUGGAGAGAGCAGAAAGACAAACACGAAUGAUGGACUCGGCCCAGUAUGCAGAGUUUUGUGAAAGUCGGCAAUUGAGUUUUUCAAAGAAAGCGUCCAAGUUUCGUGACUGGUUGGAUUGUAGCAGUAUGGAAAUAAAGCCAAAUGCAGUUGCAAUGGAGAUUUUGGCAUACUUAGCGUAUGAGACUGUGGCACAGUUGGUGGACUUGGCUCUUUUGGUUAAGCAGGACAUGACUCCCAAAGCUGGUGACCCGUUCAGUCAUGCCAUAUCCGCCACCUUCAUACAGUACCACAACUCUACGGAGCCACACCUCUUAGGGCAAUCUGCAAGUGUGAAGACCAGUCUUGACUCUCCUGAAAACACACCACCUCCUACACCCACACCCCCAGCAUCAGCAGGACAGCAACAUCUUGGGAAAACCCCAUCAGGAGCCCUGGGGAAUGGUGGAAUUGGACAGGACUCUACCAAAUCCAAACAAAGGAAAAGAAAAAAGAGCACUGCAGCCUGUGGUAUAGAGGCUCAAAGUGAUGCCAUCCAGCCCAGCCACAUCAGAGAGGCCAUUCGACGCUACGGCCACAAGAUUGGCCCCCUUUCCCCAUUCACA